AUGAGAAUACAAGCGAAAAGAGGUCGGUCGAAGAAUGGUCUGUUCCGAGCUCAGACUGAUCGCCAUUUGGACGAAUACCUCGAGAUCACCGGGUACGAACGACCUAACUUCAAGUUCGCUCAACAAACUGCUCCAUACGAAGGGGCCAAAAUCUACGUUGCCUAUAUGAACAACGUGCAGAUGAGAUUUGGACAACACCUUCGCCGUUUGGAAGAAGAUCGAAUCCGUCAACUGAUCAAUGAAGCCAUCACCGUCCCCGCGAGAAGAUUCAAAGAGGCGAUCAAGAGCCAAUCGGUGAAUAGAAAGACCAUCCCUCAGAAUCUUCUUAUCUACAUGAAUGCUUACCACGCUCUCCGGCCUGUAUUGGACGCUUACGAUAGAGACUAUUGGCUUGGUGAAGGCAACAUCUAUUACGAUGUCAAGAUCCGUCCGAAUAACCAUUUCGAAGCUUUCUAUCAACUGGAUCGACUUUUCUCCCUACUUGGGCAACGUUCCUUCAAUUGCAUCCCUCUCUGGCGCUCAUGGUCACCCUGCUAUGUCCAGAUUGACAGCAAGAUCCUAUGCCAAAACAUCAUGAAGAAAAACCGGGUGAAUGGGGCUGACAAGCCCUCUUAUUGGCGCCAGGUGGUCGAUUUGGAUGCCCCAGUCUUCAAAAACCAGGAGGAUGGCGAGCUUCAAUUCCGUGGUACCAUCCAAACCGACGUGAAAGAAGUCAGCAAGUACGUUACAGACCUGACCGUUCACGAGCUCCAAGCCAUGUCGGGUCGAUGUGUCGUGGUGGAUCCAGGAAGAAGAGAUAUUGUUUUGUGUACACGAAGACUCUACCCCGACCGAGCCCAUCAAGUUCCGGUAUACGUCACAGCAUCAAGACAAGAUGUGGAAGACCAAAAAGUCCUAUCCCAACACUCGAGCCGCAAUAUCUCCAUCGACGAACAUGUCGCGUACCUCGGAGACCGAUCCGACCAAUCCGAGAUCCUGAGUGACUUCUACAGAGACACCAUCACAAACCACGACACCGAGAAUUUGUUGUUCCGGAAACUUCGACUCUCCAAAUAUAUCAACAAGGAAAAGGCAAGUCAGCAGCUCAUCCGAGAUUUGACCGAUACCUUUGGUGAAGACGCGGUAUUCGUGAUAGGAAACUGGUCAGCUCCGAACACCCUGUACCAUGAGCCAAUCCGUGGUCUUGGUUUCAGGAGACUAUUGACAAAGCAUGGAUUCCGCGUCCUGCUUAUUGACGAGUUCAAGACCAGCAAGUGUUGCCCGACCUGCCGUACGGAAAGCCUGAAGUCAUUCAAACAAGUUCGAAAUCCACGAUCUUACCGCCGACAACAAAAUCCUUUGGUUCUUUGCCAUGGUCUUCUAAGAUGUACCAAUCAAACUUGCUUCGAACUCAUGGCACUGUACCGGAGAGGUUUCACCGAGGUGGAUCUUCAAGGCGUCCAAGAGAAGAACUACAGCAGCCAAGAACCCGGCGUCGUAUAA
Molecule: messenger RNA, 1482 nt
Organism: Radiomyces spectabilis
Lineage: Eukaryota; Fungi; Mucoromycota; Mucoromycetes; Mucorales; Radiomycetaceae
Exons: 6
Coding region: 1-1482 (493 amino acids)
Source: RefSeq, a predicted model, not a curated record